UUGUGAAAGUGCAGUGCACGUGUUUCCGGUCUGUAAGGUGCUAACAAAUGGCUUGCAAGCUUGUGCUGGUUUGUUAAGAGACUUUUGAAAGUGAUUCUACAUUUUCUUAAUCAUGGAAACGACAGGCAGUUCAUAUCAAGUGGAAAACACAGAUAUAUUCCUGCCGUUGUCAUCAUUGAGGCUGCUGAUACCUCCUCUGCGGCUGCUUUCUGCAGCGAUGUGGCAAGUGGCUCAGCGGAGAGAGGUUCUCGAUUAUGAAAAUCUCGAUGAGUUUGUGACGCUGGUCACGGCUACAGUGCCAGAGCUGCUCAACCCAAAGCAAAGAGGCACGCUGCUUCUGCGACUGAGAGCCAAAAUUAUUCUUGAGUUGUGCAGAAAUGAGGAAACGGCCAACAUUUUGUGCGUACAGCCUCACCUAGAACGAAUCCGCCCUCUGGGAUACACAGGAAGUGGGGAUGCAGAGGUGGAUGCAGAGGAGGCCAUUUUUGUGGAGCUCAUCCAAACACUACUGAAAGACCCAGCAGAGAGGGAGCAUUUCUACCAGGAGGUUUUUCCAACAGAGUAUGGUCCCAGCUACGAAACAGACAUGCAGCUCCUCGUGUGGGAGUUUCUGUCUAAACUGGAGAAACUCCUGCCAGUACCAGACCUCAGUCAGACGGUGUCAUGGCUGACCUCUGCCCCCUCUAUACUGAAGGACUGCCUGCAAGCGCUCGCCAAUCCCGACGACCUGAGGUCUCUCCUGCAGCACCACAAAUGCCUUGAGCACCUUGGAACACAAGGUACCACUUUGGAGAUAUCCACCCAGGUCUUUGCCUGCUCAGAGUGUCCGUUCUUCCACAUGCAGGAGUCCUACCUGCUGCAGCACAUUGAGCACAGUCACCCUGAGCAGUACAGCAAACUCCAGAGGUCUGCAGAGACUGCGGAUAUCCCCAAGAAGAAGGCCCAGCGUCCUGAGUUCCCCAAGCCUUUCCCCAUCCACGACAGGCCUGACCCUCACAUGUGCCAGGAGUGUGGCAAAACGUUCACACGCGCCUCAGACGUGACGCGUCACCAACGGACACACACAGGCGAGCGCCCGUACACUUGCGAGGAGUGUAAGAAGGGCUUCAAGAACUCUUGGGAUCUGACUAGACAUCAGCGCAUUCACACAGGGGAACGGCCCUUCCUCUGCUCCCAGUGCGGCAAACGCUUCACACAGAUGGGCUUGCUCAAGCUGCAUUUCGAACGAACGUCCUGCGGACAGACGUGCAACCCUCCCCUCGAGCUCACGACAGAGGUCAUCGUAGCAGAGGAGGUAUCAGAGAAUGUGGACGGUCAGUACAAAUGCCAGAAAUGUGGCGAGAGCUUCGGUAGCAUCCUGGAGCGGCUGAAGCACAGGCAGAGGCACAUGGUCAGGCGUCAGUACAAAUGCUCCCUGUGCGAGAAGAUAUACAGCCGAGCGUCGGACCUCAAGAGACACCAGAUGAAACACACCGGUGAGCGGCCGUUUGCCUGCGAGUGUGGGAAAAGCUUCACGCAUGUGUGGCUGCUGAAUAAGCACCAGCAGAUCCACACCAGGGAGCGUCCGUACCCCUGCACAGAGUGCGGAAAGAGCUUCACACAGCUGCAGAUCCUCAACAGGCACCUGCUGACUCACAACGGCCAGCGGCCUUUCCAGUGCUCCUACUGCGAGAAGAGCUUCGCCCAACUGGCCAGCCUCACGCGCCAUGAAAGAAUCCACACGGGCGAGAGGCCGUACCUCUGUACCACCUGCCAGAAGACGUUCCUCACACACGGAGAGCUGGUAAGGCAUCAGCGCAGCCACAGUAACUUCAGGCCGUUCAGUUGCCCACAUUGCCUGAAGAGCUUCAAAACCAAGCGAGCUCAGAGCGAACACCUCAAUACGCACACAGGAGAGCGGCCGUUUGCGUGCACCCGUUGCGGGAAGAGGUUCGCCAAGUCGACCUCGCUCGUCCGACACAACCUGACUCACACGGGGGAGCGGCCCCACCAGUGCUCCCAGUGCGGCAAGACCUUCCUCACCUCAGGCGAGCUCCUGCUCCACAAGCGGAUCCACACAGGAGAGAGGCCCUACCCCUGCUCCUACUGCGAGAGGAGGUUCAGGUGCUCCUCGGACCUCAACAUGCACAUCCGGACACACACCGGAGAGAAGCCACACAGCUGUCUGCUCUGUAAGAAGAGUUUCUCUACUUCUACGAGGCUGAAGAGACACGUACGCACACACAUGGAGAAGGGUGUAGUUGUGGAAUCAUUGAGUCUUUGAGCUGUUAGGAGCUAAUGAUGUCUUUAAUCUAUAGGUUUUUUAAUGUGAUCUGUUAUAUAAGAACCUUCUUAAAUGUAUAGUACUUCACAUGAAAAAAAUCUCAAAAAUUGUCCAUUUUUGUGUGCUUUUCUUUCCGGAAAAUUGUCUCGGGACCCCUCAGACUUAAUUUUCCGGCCCCAGGGAGAGGGCUCACUUUAAAAUGAGCCAACUAAACAAGGACUGUAAAAAGGUACAUGACAGACAGGGCAGAGAACCCGUAUAGCCUGUUGCCAACCAGUUGGUUUGGAUAAUUAUUUUACAGUCAAGUUUCUAUGACUUACAUGUGAUCUGUCCAGGGGAGUAGACAGAGAUGGUAGAUAACAUGUAGGGUCAUAGUAAGGACAUUUCAAAAGGUCAUUGAUCAAAGAGAGGAGGUGGAGAAUCAGGAGGGUAGAGUGUGGGAAAAGAUAUAAAGCCAAGCAAAGUCAAAGAGCAGGGAAGAAAGGACAAUUGGAGCUCCGGAGAGAAACGGGACCAGAAUGACGGCCAAACUGUCCACAGAGGAACCAAAGAAAAUGAAGAUUCAUGGAAGUGAAGCGAAGGCAGAGAGGGAAGUCUCUGGGCUAGGGGAGGAUGAAGAAAGUCAAAAUAUGAACAAGGGAAGCAAAAUACAAAUGAUUAGAAACAAAGCACUGAAAAGGUGUAGCAGUGGUGAGGGGCCACAACAAUCUGUGAAAAAGGGAGAGAAUGCCAAAGAUUUUAAAGAUGGUACCACCAAUCAACAGGAGGAGGACUGCUCACAUAUCCAAGGUUAGUUUUGUUUAUUGUGAUUGUUAAUGGCUCAUUCGUUGGUUUCUACAUUCAUCUGCGUAGUGAUGGAAAUAACGUAUGUUGAUACUAAAACAA
This is a messenger RNA of Sander lucioperca (pikeperch), 3148 nucleotides long. RefSeq names its product zinc finger protein 2 homolog. The record is from RefSeq and is a predicted model, not a curated record. Bases 113 to 2263 code for a protein of 716 amino acids. Lineage: Eukaryota; Metazoa; Chordata; Actinopteri; Perciformes; Percidae. The transcript is spliced from 8 exons.